AUGCCACCUGAACCAGGUUCGGCGUCAAAGGAUCCCUUUGUUGAUUCUUCGACUGGUGGCAAUCACACCGCAGAUGACCCUGAUAACCCGUCUCAGUCUCCAGUCUCUGAAGGUGUUGUGGAGAAUACAGCAGAAAACGCUGCAUUUACUGCAAAUCCAGACCAGGACAGCACAAUCUCAUUUGACUCUGCAAGUCCUGAGGCUCUCAGUCAAGACAAAAACAGCAAGAAACAUACACCUCGACAGGCAAGCCGUGGAACUCGUAUCCCUGCCCCGGCUUCCCCGUCUACUGGAGGAAACCAACAGAGAGGCACGCGAGUGACUUCUGAGCACCGUAGCUCAAUCCCCGUCGCGGUCCGAAAUGUUGGCACGGAGCAUCAGAACAUGCCUGAAGGUGGCUCCAUUGGACACGAGGCUGGUGAGACCCGUGCCACUGAAAGUACUCGCAGGCCUCAUGUGUCGCCUUUCCAACAUCAAAUCAAUACUCUGUGGGGGUUUAUACGAGAUGAAGACAUAGCAAACGAAGUUUCCCGCUACUCAUCCACAUCAUCCUCCAGUAGCGACUGGGAUGGUGAUCAGGAAGACGCGGACGAGCUUGAGAGGCCCACCGGUUACACUGGCGAUAAUCGUCGGCCAUUCGAGCGAUCUGCUCAAUGCUUCUACGGACCACGUCUGCAGAUCGCGGCGUCAGCGGAAAAUGUUAUCAUGGGCACCCCGAAGCUUUCUUCGAAAUUGUCUCCUGAUCUCAAAAGAGACGUCCCUCGUACUACUACACAGGGUAGCCCUCACAACGCACGCCUCGGUGAGCAGAGUUCGAGAUCGGUUGAAGGAGGUCAUGAAGCAAAGGCCAUCCCUGCGGGAACCCCUGAAGCUUCUCGGAACUUUUGUCGGCCACGGCCUUCUCUUGAGAACGUCUCCAGAAGGGACUUCAGUGGACGUGAGCUUUCUAUUCCACGAAAGCCUGUUGGUAGCCCAAGCUUGACCGAUCUCCACAAUCCCGGUUCGAAUGUACUUCCGUCUCAGUACGUGGUGCCUACUGUGCCCAAAAUUCCCCAUGAACAUAAUGCGUUCUUGAACAAGGACAAAACUUUGCCUGAACCGAAAGCCGCGAGGGUCAAGGGGGCAGCAGCCGCUGAUAGCCCGCAUCCUACCCGGACGUCCUCGCUACAGUCGGUUUCCGCUAGCCAAGGAGAGUCUGCCAUGACUACUCCUCGCACUCCUAAUAUACCACAUUCAGCCGGCGCAACAGAUUUGGAACGCACUGUGACUUUCGACGAUAUCGUGUUCGAAAACAAACAUAGCGCACAGCGCGGAAAAGGCAGAUUCCCCGACUCGAGGGGCAAUCGCAUGCUUGACAGCUUUCGCAACAUCUUCAAGCAUAAAAAUGCUGCUGAUAAAGCACGAAUGAAGAACCAAGAGAGCACCGACGCUGCGGUAGAAGAGUCUGCAGACCAGGCACAAAGCGGCGCAGUCGAUCGUGCUAGUAAGGAUGAUGGUAAAUUGGAAUCGGCAACGACCGCCUCUAACUCACGAAUUAAGUCCCCCAGACUGCCCGAACGAGCUGGUUGGGGCAAGGGUGCUCGCAGCAUUAGUGCGCCUAUCCAUGUCUCACCCGGAGCGUUCCCGACUGCUACUUCCUCAUUAUCUUCCAUCCCGGCCCCUUCGCCACGUGUUUACGAAGAAUACCAAACUCCCUCAUUUGCUAGGCCUACCAAGUCAACGCGUACUAGAGCGGCCACAAACCCUAGGUUGCAAACGCCUGUUGCUGCAGAUGGCCGCUCCCGGAGAACUUCAGCGAUGGCAGCUUCUACUGGAAGCCCGCAGCGCUCGACCCGCGUUUCUCGUCAUCUCAGAUCAGCGACUGGAUCCAAGAAGGCAUCACAGGCCAAAAAGGUCGCAGAAGAACAGGCAGCGAUCUCCGAGUCUCCAGGGGCUGCUUCUUCCCAGAUAACUCAUACCUCAAACACAGAUUGGUUGAAUCUUCCUAAGGAGCAGAAAGAUGAGGAGAUCUCUGCUUUUAUUCCUCGGAUUUUCCGAGAGAUAUGUGAAGAGACGGACAGGGAUAAGAGAGCAGAGAUGCUUCGGGAAACUCUCUCACUCAAGCAUCAACUGGAUACUGUGAACAACGCACGUGCGGUUGUUACAGAAGCCGAGGAGACGCUACGCAAGAAAAUGGAAAAGAAAGCCGUUGCGGAGCGAGCUCUAUACGAGAAGUUCCUUCAAGCUCGGACCAAAGUCGCCUCUUAG
Aspergillus lentulus is the source of this 2247-nucleotide messenger RNA. The record is from RefSeq and is a predicted model, not a curated record. NCBI's taxonomy places the organism in Eukaryota, Fungi, Ascomycota, Eurotiomycetes, Eurotiales, Aspergillaceae.